Messenger RNA from Prorocentrum cordatum, 1843 nucleotides. The record is from the annotation of a GenBank genome assembly. Lineage: Eukaryota; Dinophyceae; Prorocentrales; Prorocentraceae.
GAUCCGUGGUGCGCUUCCAGCUGGACACAGCGCCCGUGGACCCCGCCGUCGCCGCCACCAUGCAGAAGGCAGUGGAAGCCCUCAAAGAAAAAGGCGACGAGGAGGGAGCUCGAAUGCUGGCAGAGAAGUUCCCAAGUGCCCCAGCGCCCAGUCAGCCACCAGCCAAGCCCACGACCAAGCAGCUGGAGGACGCAGCCGCUACCUUGCGCCGGCUCCAAGGGCGCGCAGCCUAUGAUCAAGCGAAGUCAGUUCACGAGCAGGCCAAGCAGGCCAUGGAGAACCACCGCCGCAAGGGAGCGCAAGCUCGUGACGCAGUCGCCACAGCUCAGAAGCACCGCGAGACCAUCACCCUCAAGAAGCGCAAGAAGGAUGAAGUCAGCAGUGCUCCUGACCCGCGCUUCCAGCGCCUGGCGACGCGCGACCUGCGCGUCUUCUAUGCGAACAUCAGCAACUUCUCUUAUGCCGUCCGUGAGUUCUGCAGGGAUGCGCCAUACGACUUCAUGGGGUGUGUGGAAACCCACCUGUAUGGCAAGCAGCUAGAGGACGAGCAGCGGCACCUCAGAGGCAUGGGGUGGCGCACUGAGUAUACUACGACACCAGCCACGCCGACGUCGGGAAAGGGCAGCUCUGGGGGAGCUCUCUGGGCGCGCGCGAGGCAGUUCAACACCUUUCCGCAUCUUGCCACGGGGGGUCGCGAUGACCUUCUGUGCCAGCAGCUCCAUGACAUUGCAAUCACCAUGGUCCGCCUCAAGCACGUAACGGUCGCUUUCAUCACUAUCUACCUCACCUCGGACCCCAAAGGGCUGGAUCUCCCUGCCAACAUCUCCAAGCUCAACCAGCUGCUCACGCUCGUGCGCACGCUGGGCACGCCGUGGAUGGUCUACGGCGACUUCAACAACACUCCAGAGCAGUUCAGGGCCUCGUGUUGGCACGAGGCUUUCGCGGCUGAGUAUCUCCAGCCCAACUGCGAGUUCACCUGCGCGGGAAGUCAGGCUCCCAUUGAGAUCCCAGACCACGAGAUCCAUAUUGAGAAAGGGCUCAAGAGGAAGCAGAAUGAUCGUCACCGCCAUGCGCAGAUCCACCAUACUGAAGAUGGCGAAGUAUUGGAACACGGCGGCGAUGUGCAUGACCACCUGCUGCAAGACCAUUACGUCAAAAAGGUGCCGUACAUCGUCGACCACGAAGCCUGGGAGAACUACAAGCACCAGGUCCAGGACAUCCCAAUCUUGGAAGCCAGCUCGGAGACGCAGCAGUGCAUAGCCUACGCACUCGACCCAGCUGCUGCUAGCGACCUUGCGGAGUCGUAUGGCAGAUGGGCCAUGGCCGCGGAGGCCUCUCUACUCAACCUGACGGAUGCCAUGCCGAUCAGCGACGAGCGCCGUAGAGGACAACCGCUACGCUAUCGGCUCGAGCAGAUGAUACGCCAGACUGACCCCACGUACAUCCAAGCAGGCACCAAGCAGCUUGAGACCAAUGCCUGGAUCAGCCUCACCAGCCAGCUCCAAGUCUUCGUCAAACAGUGCGAGCGGCGCCAAUCGCAGAGCGAAGCGAACUUCGGCACCAUCAGGCCAAAUACUGUUGACCAACGAGACCACCAAGCUGCCGACGCUGUACUGGAUGACCCUAUUGCGCGCAUGGUUGCACGCACGCCGUCUUACCAGUGCUACCCGUGGACUGACAUCCCUUUCGGCAGCCGGCUACAACUUCCAGGCCAAGCCGUGUCUCCAGCUCCGACGUGCACAACACCGUGCCCAGCCGUCACCAGCAUGGACGACGAAGAGGCUGACCCCUUCGACGCGAUCAACUACGACGUCGACUGCUUUGACUACCUGGAGCUGCUGCA